AUGUCUGUAGAUUUGUCAGAUCCUCAGAUAGGCCUGACAAGGAGUAAAAUACAAGAUCCGAGUGAUCCGACAACUUGGUUCUUACUGCACUAUGUAACGUCUCCAACAUCCCCAACGUCCAUCCCUUCCCUUUCGCAAUCCAUAACCGUCCUCUCGUCAGGACCGGAACCACUCCUACCUAGCUGGCAAGAACACCUGACAGAUACCAACGAAGAUGUCUUGUUUGGAUAUGGAGAGAUAGCAGGGAAAGGCUUGGUCUUGUUGUUUCUGCGGGAUAGUGUCGGAGGUGUGAAGCGAGCUAGAGCAGUAGUUCAUUCAAGAUCAAUAGCUUCUUUAUUCCCCGACUACACCGCUCUAAUCACCAUUGCUCACCCAUCUCAACUCACCGAAGAACUCAUAACUGAACGACUAGCUCUCAAUCAACCUUCCUCACUGCCUUCAACAGUACCAAAACCGAAGUAUACCGUACCUGGCUCGGACCAUCCUAAUCCACUCUCACCACUCGCUCCAGGCGGUCCUAUGCCAUUUUUACCUUCAGGUGGUAUAGCCGGCUCAUCCAGAUCCGUCUCAGCUUCUGCGACACCUUAUAAUGAGAAUAAUCACAUACAUCAUCCCUCACCCAAGAAGUAUGGUGAUCUAACUUCGCCUGUUCGACAAGCACAUAAUAAUUCACCCUCCAAUCGUAGGGUGAUAUCACUGAAUGAUCCACCAGCUACAAGUUCGUCGCCUGGUCCACCACUCAAUGCCCCUAUAUCACUUGGAUCACCGGUCAAAGUCGACGUGGCCUCGACUCAAAGAGGAAUUUCUUCGGCAGAUUAUUUCGGUAAAGAAGAUGGCACAGGUGCAGGUAGUAAUCCUGGUUCACCAAGAAGUAGGAAGACUUCUUUCGGUGUUAGACUGAAAAACACCUUUUCCAGUAACUCUAAUAAUCAUAGAUCAACCUCAUCAAAUUAUGAGGAAACACCUUCUUCCCCUCCUCCUUCGCAUCAUCAUCAGCAACAAAAUGGUAAUGGCGUUUCUUCUACGGCGAAAGAUUCACCUAAAGAAAGUCGAUUCAAGAAUAGUUCGUUGGUCAAAGCAUUCCAUCGUAGGAGAUCAUCGACUCAAAGUCAUACACCACCCGAUUCCCCCAAUAUGAACCCGAACUCGAAUGCCGAUGAUCAGACUAUAGAGUAUGCUCCCCCCGUUCCACCUAAAGACAAACCUCUCACUCCUCCUACCACAACUGUCGAACCACCUAAUCCUUUACAAUCUGAGAUACCCACUCCGACGUCUGGAGUUACCCUAGGUCAUGGACAGACUCUGCCUUUACCCGCUGAAAAUCACAGUGAUAAUUCGAAGAAACUUCUAUCACCCUCUCCAUCUGCUAAGCAAAUACUAUACGAUGCGAGACAGAAGAGCCUCGAGGCGGAAAAUGAGAUCCAACAGAGGUUCAGGAGAGAUCAAGAGGAUAGAUUGAAUGGGAAUGGGAAUGGCCUUGUAAGAGAUAAAGAAGACGAUGAGGAAAGUGUGAGGCUCGCUUAUGAUCAAUCUGAAGAUGAAGAUGACCGGCCCCAAAGCGUCAGUCAGACUUUAGAGGGUGAGAUUGAUAAGCAGAAUAUACCGACUAAAGUGGGACAAGCAGAGAAGAUCAGUCAAGCUGCUGAAGAACAUGCUCAGAGACAAGCUCUGAUAAGGGCAGAAGAGGAGAAAGCUAGGUUGUUAACUUUAGAAGCUGAACAAGCGGCAGCGGAAGAGAAAGAAAGAUUAGAGAAAGAGAGAGUGGAAGUCGAGAGGAAAGCUGAAGAAGAUAGGAGGAUAGAGGAGGAACGAAUCAGACUAGAGAGAAUUAGGUUGGAGGAAGAAGCGAGAAAGGAGGAAGAAGAGAGAGUGAGGCUGGAGGCUGAAGCUGAAGCUGAGCGGGUCAGGGUAGUGGCUGAGGAGGAGAGACUUAGGGCAGAGGCUGAGGAGAGAGCCAGGAUAGAAGCGGAAGAGAGAGCCAGAGUUGAAGCUGAGCAAGCGGCUGAACGAGCCAGAUUAGAAGCUGAAGAGAAAGCUAGAUUAGAGGCCGAGGAACUAGCUAGGAAACAAGCUGAAGAAGCUGAGAUUGCCCGGAUUAAGCAAUUGGAAGAAGAAGAAUUAGCUAGAAAACGAGCUGAAGAACGAGCUAAAUUGGAGAAAGAAGAAGUGGAGAGAAGGAAAUUAGAGGAGGAACAGGAAAAGAAACGGGGGAUUCAAGAGGGUCUGGAGAAAGGUAAAAGGGAAGGAGGAGUAAUGCUACGAGGGUGGGUCACUGUGCAGACAUAUAAAAGUAUGACAUGGCGAAGGAGAUAUUUCCAUUUAUUGCCUAAAGAAAUGCAGCUAUACAAAGCUGAAGGUGACGCCAAACCGAUCCAAACGAUAUAUAUUGGGCCUUCUUCGAGCGUAUCGGAGAAAUACGAGGAAUCGCAGGUAAAAGACAGUUUUAAAGUGAUUUCGAAUGGAUCGAAAGGUGAAGAGGAGUUCUUCUUGUUCACGGAUUCGGGUGAAGAUAAAGAGAUUGUCUUGGAGGGGUUGAGGUUGUGUAUGAUAUGA
Molecule: messenger RNA, 2553 nt
Organism: Kwoniella mangroviensis CBS 8507
Lineage: Eukaryota; Fungi; Basidiomycota; Tremellomycetes; Tremellales; Cryptococcaceae
Exons: 8
Coding region: 1-2553 (850 amino acids)
Source: RefSeq, a predicted model, not a curated record